AUGGGGAGCACAGACAUGGGGAGUACAGACAUGGGGAACACCGACAUAGGGAACAUCGGCAUUGGGAGUGCAGACAUGGGGAAUACCGACAUGGGGAGUACAGAAAUGGGGAACACCGACAUGGGGAAUACAGACAUGGGGAACACCGACAUGGGGUGUAGAGACAUGGGGAACACCGACAUGGGGUGUACAGACAUGGGGAACACCGACAUGGGGAACAUCAACAUCGGGAAUACAGAAAUGGGCAACACCGACAUGGGCAGUACACACAUGGGGAACACCGACAUGUGGUGUACAGACAUGGGGAACAGCGACAUGGGGUGUACAGACAUGGGGAACAUCGACAUGGGCAGCACAGACAUGGGGAGUACAGAUAUUGGGAAUACCGACAUAGGGAACAUCGGCAUUGGGAGUGCAGACAUGGGGAACAUCGCCAUUGGGAGUGCAGACAUGGAGAAUACUGACAUGGGGAGUACAGAAAUCGGGAACACCGACAUGGGGUGUACAGACAUGGGGAACACCGACAUGGGGUGUACAGACAUGGGGAACAUCAACAUUGGGAGUACAGACAUGGGGAACAUCGACAUUGUUGGUACAGACAUCGAAAACACGGAUAUUGGGAGUACAGAUAUGGGGAACACGGACAUGGGGAACAUCAACAUUGGGAGUACAGACAUGGGAAACACCGACAUGGGGAAUACAGACAUGGGUAACACCGACAUGUGGUGUACAGACAUGGGGAACAUCGACAUUGGGAGUACAGACAUGGGGAACAUCAACAUUGGGAGUACAGACAUGGGGAACACCGCCGUCAUGGGGUGUACAGAAAUGGGGAACAACGACAUGGGGUGUACAGACAUGGGGAACAUCGACAUUGGGAGCACAGACAUGGGGAACACCGCCGUCAUGGGGUGUACAGAAAUGGGGAACAACGACAUGGGGUGUACAGACAUGGGGAACAUCGACAUUGGGAGCACAGACAUGGGGAACACCGACAUGAGGAACACCGUAAUCGGGAGUACAUACAUAGGGAACAUCGACAUGGGGUGUACAGACAUGGGGAACAUCGACAUUGGGAGUACAGACAUGGGGAACACAGACAUGGGGAGGACAGGUAUGGGGAACACCGACAUGGGGAACAUCGGCAUGGGGAGUACAGAUAUGGGAACACUGACAUGGGGAGUACAGACAUUGGGAACAUCGACAUGGGAAGAAAAAACAUGGGGAACUAUGACAUGA
Haliotis rufescens (red abalone) is the source of this 1239-nucleotide messenger RNA. RefSeq lists its product as uncharacterized. The coding region runs from base 1 to 1239 and encodes 412 amino acids. NCBI's taxonomy places the organism in Eukaryota, Metazoa, Mollusca, Gastropoda, Lepetellida, Haliotidae. The transcript has a single exon. The record is from RefSeq and is a predicted model, not a curated record.